AUGAAAGACCCCCGAUCCGCCAAGCGACGCAGGGUAUCCGAUCAGGACCAGCCAGUGGAUUCGGACGGAGACACCGCGAUGCGCGAUGAGCAGGAGAUGUCGCCUACGCCGCGCAAACAGACAACCGGAAAUAAAUCGCUAGGUGAUCCAGCGGAAGGAACAGAAGAGGAGGAUGGGUCACCGAGUACAUCGAGGUCGGCGCGGCGUCGCCGAUUGUCGAAAGCAGGGCAGACUCCGGGCCAGGAAGGGAUGACGAAAACGGGUGGUGAUAAACAGGCGGGUAAUACCCCUUCGAGGACGGGACUGCGGUCGAGUGGACGGCAGCGCAAAGCGCCGCAAAGGUUCGAAGAUGAGGCCAAUAAUCAGACGCCGGUGAGGAGGUCAACAGCCGCCUCUGGACAGACAGGAACUACUUCGAGGAGUGCGCGCAGGACGAGGCCGGUGUUGCAGACUGAAGGGAAUGCUGGGGAGUCGCCGCCGCGAGAGCCGGAGGAGGAAGAAGAAGAAGAAGAAGAAGAAGAAGAAGAAGAAGACGAGGGGAAACGACCGGCUCGGGCUACGAGGACGCGGUCUAAGAGGAAUAUGGUGAGAUUCGAGGAUGCGAAGGAGGAUAUAAGUGGAGCGGUAGCUACGGGCCACGGAUCGCAGCAAUCCCCGCCUGCGGAUGACUACCAGGACGGGCUGGAUGACCUGGUGUCGAUGCAGUUGCAGCAGGACUUGACCUACCAAGAAAGUCAAGGUUCGGAUGAGGUCGCAGCUGCGGCCACCUCGCUACCUAGCUACGCUGAAGCAUUCCGUGCUCUAUCUCAGGCAGGAUUGACGGAUGAACUGCAGACAUUGACCUCGAUUGUCCUGGAGAAGCUAAACGGCAAGCGACGGAUUCCUUUGAAGGGUGUGGAGAAUGAAUACCGAAAAGUGGAACAACUACUGGAGCAGACGGUCAGCGUUGGCGAGGGGAACUCAAUGCUGCUUCUGGGAUCGAGAGGGUCCGGGAAGACGGCGAUAGUCGAGACCAUCAUCGCGUCGUUGAGAAAAGAACACCAGAACGAUUUCCACGUGGUUCGCCUCAACGGAUUCUUGCAUACCGACGAUCGAUUGGCGCUCCGCGAGAUGUGGCGCCAGCUUGGCCGCGAGACCAACACGGAAGACGAGGCUGGGAAAGUGGGCAGCUACGCCGACACUAUGGCGACGCUUCUCGCUCUGUUGUCGCAUCCAGAGGAGCUGUUUGGCUCGCCGGAAAAUGCGGAGACCGUGACGGCGGCCAAGUCCAUUGUCAUCAUUCUGGACGAGUUCGAUCUCUUCGUGACCCACCGGCGCCAAACCCUGCUGUAUAAUUUGUUUGAUAUUGCGCAAGCGCGGAAGGCACCGGUGGCGGUGCUAGGGCUGACGACCAAGGUGGACGUCACCGAGAUGCUCGAAAAACGAGUGAAAAGCCGAUUCAGUCACCGAUACGUCUACGUUCCUCUUCCCCGGACGUUCGACACGUUCUCCGACAUCUGUUAUGCUGGGUUGAACCUGGAGGAGAUCGAAGUAUUGGAGUAUGUGGAGGGGACCGAUGCGGAGAAGCACGCGCUAGUCCAGUCGGAAGGAUGGAGUAGACUACUGGAGGGGUGGAAAGUCUAUCUACAAGGUCUCUGGUGCGACGAGGCUUUCCAAGCUCACCUCCAACGAAUCUAUCACCAAUCAAAGUCCGUCAAAGAGUUCCUGACCAGCGCCCUGAUCGGACUGGGAGAACUGCACUACAGCACGUAUCCCGCCAACAACAACGACACAACACUAUCCCUCCAGAUCCCCACCGCCACCACCUUCAGCAGCCAGAGUCUCUCCUGUCUGGAUCCCGCACCGCUCCCCUUCUCGGCCUCCGCAACCGCCAGCUCCUCCUCGAUGCUCCUCUCGCUCCUUCUCGCCGCCACCCGGCUGGCCGCGCUCUUCGACCCAGGUCUCGAGGCCGGCUCUUCAUUCCCAGCCGGACCCCUCGCGCUCUCCUUCCCCGCCGCGUACGCCGAAUACGUGCGUCUCCUGACGGCGGCGAAGACUUCGGCGUCCGUGUCCGGCGCGGCCGCCACCCCGGGCCGAGUCUGGGGUCGCGACGUGGCGCGCGAGGCGUGGGAGAAGCUCGUGAGCUGGGGCUUGAUCAGUCCCGUGGGCGCGGGCAGCGGGACGGCCGACGGCCGGAUGUUCCGGGUCGAGAUCAGCUUCGAAGAGGUGGUCGCUAUGGCGGGUUCGGGUGGUUCGUUGGGGAAAUGGUGGCGGGAUGGUUGA
Molecule: messenger RNA, 2262 nt
Organism: Aspergillus affinis
Lineage: Eukaryota; Fungi; Ascomycota; Eurotiomycetes; Eurotiales; Aspergillaceae
Product: origin recognition complex subunit 4
Exons: 2
Coding region: 1-2262 (753 amino acids)
Biological process (GO): DNA replication; DNA replication initiation
Cellular component (GO): nuclear origin of replication recognition complex; nucleus
Molecular function (GO): ATP hydrolysis activity; DNA replication origin binding
Source: RefSeq, a predicted model, not a curated record